GUAUUCAUUUUUCAACCUUCUCUCCCUUUGAAGCACUCCAUUUGGGCACAAUACAUGAGCAUUCAAGUGGUGUUUCUGAUGAGCACUGCACUCUUCUUUGUGACCCCGAUGUUUGUCAUCACUAUCAUGUACAGCCGGAUAGCGAUUCAAAUACGACGAUCCAACUUCAUACAACUUCUUGCACAGUCUACCAAUAACGCGUCAGAACCGGUGAAGUUUACUACACAAGGACAGACAGCGGCGAGGAAUAGAAAAGGUAUCACAAGGAUGCUGGCAUGCACGACAAACCCAUUUUUAACUAAAAAGACCAACCUGACAGAUAAUUGCCUAUUAUCCGCCAUCUUCCUAUUCCGUCUGUUUGCAGGCUUUUUAUACUACAUCAGUCCAACAGUUAACCCGAUCCUAUACAGCCUGAUGUCAGUUCGAUUUCGUCGGGCAUUUUUGGCUGUAUUUUGCACCAAAAAGCACACCAGACAGCCCAGACGACAGCCUACACUGAAGAACACGUGCAUCAACGUCUCCUACGCACCACGCUGUGAGCACUCUCAAGCCAGUUCGUCACAACGUCACGAACGUUUCAUUUCGAUACAAUGA
Molecule: messenger RNA, 594 nt
Organism: Opisthorchis viverrini
Lineage: Eukaryota; Metazoa; Platyhelminthes; Trematoda; Opisthorchiida; Opisthorchiidae
Exons: 2
Coding region: 55-594 (179 amino acids)
Biological process (GO): G protein-coupled receptor signaling pathway
Cellular component (GO): plasma membrane
Molecular function (GO): G protein-coupled receptor activity
Source: RefSeq, a predicted model, not a curated record